GUGCUCCGCCGCAGCCAGUGGAGCCAGGCGAAGGGAGCUGAGAAGGUGGUGGCGUCUUACUAGAGGUCGCAGAACGGAGGCGGGCAAGCAGCAUGGCAGCAGCGUUAAUGCUCCGAGCCUCCGUUAGUUUGCUGCACAGGCAUGGGAAAGUCUGUGCAGACUGGCUCGCUCGGGUGUCUUCCAGGACAAUGGCUUCCAAAACUCCAGUUGGAUUUAUUGGUUUGGGAAACAUGGGAAAUCCAAUGGCAAAAAACCUUGUGAAACAUGGUUACCCCAUUAUCGCUUGCGAUGUAUUUCCAGAAGCAUGUAAGGAAUUUCAAGAGCUGGGUACCCAGGUGGGUGAUUCUCCAGCAGAUGUAGCAGAUAAAGCAGAUAGGAUUAUUACAAUGCUUCCAUCUAAUCUUAAUGCAAUAGAAGUUUACAUAGGUACCAAUGGAAUUCUCAAGAAAGUGAAGAAAGGUUCUCUAUUAAUAGAUUCCAGUACUAUUGAUCCCGAAGUUUCAAAAGAAUUAGCUAAAGAAGCUGAAAAAAUGGGAGCUGUUUUUAUGGAUGCCCCUGUUUCUGGUGGUGUUGGAGCUGCUCGUGCAGGAAAUCUUACCUUCAUGGUCGGGGGAGUAGAGCAGGAAUUUGAUGCUGCAAAAGAGCUUCUCACAUGUAUGGGUUCCAAUGUGGUCUAUUGUGGAGAAGUUGGAACUGGACAGGCUGCAAAAAUAUGCAAUAAUAUGCUGUUAGCCAUCAGUAUGAUUGGAACUGCUGAGACCAUGAAUCUUGGAAUCAGGUUAGGGCUUGACCCAAAUCUCCUGGCCAAAAUCUUAAAUAUGAGUUCAGGCCGUUGUUGGUCAAGUGAUACAUACAACCCUGUGCCAGGAGUAAUGGAAGGGGUACCUUCUGCUAAUAAUUAUCAAGGUGGCUUUGGAACAACCCUUAUGGCUAAGGAUCUUGGCUUGGCCCAGAUUUCUGCCACCAACACCAAGUCUCCAGUCCCACUUGGAUCCCUAGCCCAUCAGAUUUACAGGAUAAUGUGUGCCAAGGGCUAUGCCCAAAAAGACUUCUCAUCUGUAUUCCAGUUUUUACGGGAAGAAAACUUGUGAAUUCUCUAUUGACUUUUAACUAGAGACAUUGUUAAAAAAAAACCAUGUAUUUAGAACCUCUUUCAGAUUAAUCAAUAAAUACAUGAGAUUAAUCAAAGAUCAUGAAUCAUGAUCUCACCCACUUCUGUAUUCUAAAGUCACAGCUAAUUCCAAGAUUUCCUAUCUAUAAUUUCAAAUACUGUGGAAUUUUUUUAAAAUAAUUUAUAUAUAACUUACUUAAAAGUGCAGUAGUAGAGUUUAAAGAAAACCCGGUAUAUUUGUAUUUACAUACAUACUUCCAAACGACGGUUUUCCAAACUUGUUAUCUCCAGAUGGGAUGGAUUUUAAGUUGGAUUGCAAAAUGGACAUGGGCUACUAGGUUGAGAAAAGAUUUUCUGAACUGUACAAGUAUAAUGGUUUAAAGAGAUCCUGAACUUCCUAAAUAAUAUUCUAAUUUACUUUUAAAACAAAAUUAUUAUAAUGAAGAGUUAAUGAUAAAAAAUUGUAUUAACUAUUGCAAUUUAUUUGAAAUCUGGUGCUUAUGGUUUUGGAAAGUUAUAGUAAAAAUAACAGUGUGAUACAUGUUUAACAUUUUUUCUUCAAUAGCCUAAUUUUAUAUAUUUUUGAUUUUUUCAUCUUUUCAACAGAUUCAUGCCUACUUCCUUUACUGACAUGCAGAUAUCUUGGUAUUGUUAUAAAUCUAAAUAAAUAAAUCCUUUGAAAUCUAAGGUAAUGAUCACAAGAAGAAAUUUAUGGGCUUAUUGAGGGGGGAGUAUUAUUUUGCUUUUAUUAUGAUCAGAUUCUACACAUAGUCAUACCAAUAAAAUGCAUUUUGAAAAAUACAUAAGCAAAUUAAAGACCUGUCUUGCAUAAACGAGGACAUAGUGUAAAGGUCUGUAGAUUGGUGUGUUCAUUAAAUUUCCAUUCUUGUUUGUUAAGAAUGCAGUCUACAACUUUAAAAUGGAUAACCACAAUACAGAAUAUAUAAGACCAUUAAUCUCCUGGUAUCAUAAACAGAUUUUUUUAAACAAAAACAAUUUUUUGUUACUAUCACCAUAUUCUGUUCAGUCCUAGAACUGAAGCAAUAAAAAAAUUUAAUAACCCUUUUUAUAAUUAGCUAUAAUCAUAUAACUGAUUUCAGAUCACUCUUGUGAGGGUUUAAGUAUGGUCAAAUGAACAAUAUGGCAGCAGAAAAAAUGCUGGGUGAUUCAAAAUAUAGAGUCAAAAAGACCGAAGAAAGCUGGUUCUAUAGAUCUGAUGGUAGAGCAGAUGUGAUAAAGACAGCACAUAAACACAUGGAGCAUUCUGGAAAGUAAGCAGACUGUUCUAACUAAGAAUAUUAGAAAUGUGAAAUGGGUGAAGUUUUCUCUUUCAUUUUAAUAGACAAGGCUAUUGGGAAAAUACAGCCUGUUAAUUAAAGGUACUUAGGAUAGGGUAGAAGACUUCUUUUUCAUGGAGUGGCUUCCUUGCUGGAUUGGGAGUAAUGGAUUUUGUUUCCCAAGCUGUAUGUGGGAUUGUUUCUGUUUUGUUUUACAAUUAGGUAAUCUACACAAUCAGCUACAAAUGUGAAUUAAAUUUUAAGUGCUUGAUUUUCUACAGUACUGCAAUUUAAAAAGAAAAACAAAUUCCAUAGUCUGACUUCUUCCAGUCAACUUUUUCCAACUAUUCCAGAGUUUGAAAAAAAUUCCAAAGCCGUUUUGGUGGAAUAGAGCCAGAAAAAUUCUGAUUUGGUAUUACUGUUUCAUUAAAAGUAAUGGCUAUGAAGCCUUGUUGAGAUAAUUGCAGUUAGUUACAUAGGAUAGAUUUUGAUGCUAAACAGUUUAACAUGAAAAAAAUACAGUCUUAUAAUGUGUCUUAAUAAGUAAAUUGAGAUGUUUACUCACAUAAAUUUCUUUGAGUUCUGUUCCAUGUUUCCAUCCGAGGUCAAUACAUAAAAUUGCAUGAUUUAGUAACUGAAACAUCAUCAGUUUUGUGGCAAUAGGUUCUAUUGAAAGAAAAAGA
Messenger RNA from Thamnophis elegans (Western terrestrial garter snake), 3071 nucleotides. RefSeq names its product 3-hydroxyisobutyrate dehydrogenase (gene HIBADH). NCBI's taxonomy places the organism in Eukaryota, Metazoa, Chordata, Lepidosauria, Squamata, Natricidae. The transcript has 8 exons. Gene Ontology annotation, biological process: L-valine catabolic process. The coding region runs from base 93 to 1091 and encodes 332 amino acids. Gene Ontology annotation, cellular component: mitochondrion. Gene Ontology annotation, molecular function: NAD binding; 3-hydroxyisobutyrate dehydrogenase activity; NADP binding. The record is from RefSeq and is a predicted model, not a curated record.